GGGGGGGGGGGUGAGCACCUGGCAAUAUUAUGGUAAUAUUACCCUGACCUAUAAUUGCAAUUCACGCGGUUGCGGAUUUAGUGAUUACACUAUCAGACUGUGAUAAUCAAUAUCUCAUAUUCCCAUUUUUUUUUUUGUUAAGUGCUAAUUCCUGAUUAAAGAUCCGGUAUCCGGCACAUUUUUUAAUUUUUAGUAUAUUAGUUUAUUUUCCUAAAUUAAUAACUUGAAUCUCAGUUUUACUUGACCGUCGUAUAUUUUCUCAGAGUUUAACGAAUCUAAAUCAUGAUUAAGGUACUUAAACUGUUCUAGCAUACUACUAUCGAACAAUUGACGUGUAAGUAGUUUUAUAAAGUGUGUAAUAUUAAAACUAUGUAAAUGGCUGAACGACUAGAACUCAGAAAUCUGGUGAUCGAGUCAGACACACCGUCCACAAGUUCGCCGGUUACGCCAAACGUGACGUCAUCCCCUAAAACACAAAUAAAAAUUCUUGGUUUACUGUUAGCUGCCAUAUCAUCCUUAUUUUUCUCUCUGAGUACAUUGAUAGUUAAAUGGCUCGACGACAUAGACCCAUUGGAAUUGGCCGCCAUUCGUUUUGUCGGAAUAUUAAUUCCCUCAGUACCCAUACUGAUCUACAAUAAACAGAAUCCAUUUCCAAAAGGUCAACGACUCAUGCUACUACUUCGUGCUUUUGCCGGCGCCACUUCAGUGUCUCUAAUUUUUUAUGCCAUUAGACACAUGCCCUUAGCUGACGCUUCAGUAAUUGUAUUCAGUGUGCCUGUCAUAGUCGCAAUAUUCGCCAGAAUAUUUCUCAAAGAACCAUGUGGACUGUUCCAUUACUUCACAUUAUUCUUAACAAUGAUUGGAGUCUUAUUGAUCACAAGACCUCCUUUCUUAUUUGGGCAGUCGACUAAACAAUACAAUUUUUUAGGUCCUUUAGCAGCUUUGUUAUCUACAUUUUUUGGAGCUAUUGUUUAUAUACUACUUAGAGCUUUGAAGAACUUACAUUUCAGUGUUAUCAUGGUGACGUUUGCCACUUAUUCUAUCAUACAAACGACUAGCAUGGCUUGGGCUACAGGAAACUUGUGUUGGCCAAAAUGCGGUACUGAAAGAAUUUUAGUAAUUGCUUUAGGCGUGUUCAGUUUUUCUGGACAAAUGUUAUUAACCAUUGCAGCCCAACUCGAAGAAGCUGGAUUGGUUGCUAUUGCAAGGACUGUUGAUGUGGUGUUUGCUUUUGUGUGGCAGAUAAUAUUUUUCAACGAGGUACCUAAUAUUUUCAGUAUUAUUGGUGCAGUCUUGGUGACUUCAUCUGUUGUACUGAUCGGCCUAAGGAAGUGGAUGAUGUCUAUGCCGUCUACAUCAAGCUUCAGAAAAAAAUUUGGAUUUCUAUUUUUAUGACAACCACAUAUAUUUUACUUAUUGUUAAACUAUUGAUCUGCCUAGCACCAGUACUACUUAAAAUAAUUAAAUCACUUUAUGUUUGUUAAAUGUAUACCUAUUGUAAAAUAUUAACGUUUUGUGAAAACAAAAAAGUACAAUUUAAUCGGCUCAAUCAUAGUUUACACGCUUAUUAUAUUUUAGUUGUGAAUCUGAACGUAUACCAUUUUAAGACUUCUAUUUUAGAAACAACAAUUUGUGAUCAUUAAUUAUCUCAUAAGUUUUUAUUUUAAAAAUAGAUUAAGAUUGAGUUUUUGAUAAUUGUAUAAAUUAAUUACAUUUUUUAUACUAUUCCUUGAAGUAUAAGAUCAUUUUUAUAGAAGUAUGUCGAAUUAAUUUUUUAUAAUUUCAUUGUAUUUCAAGAAAUAUCAAACUUUAAAUUAUUGUUACUGAACAAAUUGUUUAUAAUGAAAAAUUAUAUUUGUAUAAUUUUUAACAAUGAUCUAUGUUGUAGUCUUUUUGUUUAAAUGAUUUUGUUUAAACUGAUAUUUCUAGUCAAUAACAUGUAAUCCUUUGAGUUAAUUUUACAUGUAAAAUAUAAGUAUACAGAUUAGGUUAAAAUCGUAUUUUUAUUGUCAUUAUAAUUAAUUGUACAGUUAAAAUAUUAUUUGAGUUACAAAUUACAUUUUACAAUUUAUUGUUAAUAAUAUUACUAAAUUAUUUGUACUUACACCCCUUAAUAAUGUAUAUGAAUUAAAAACUACUUACAAAUUAAUAUUUAUUGUAACAUAAAUAAU
Messenger RNA from Metopolophium dirhodum (rose-grain aphid), 2171 nucleotides. Its product is annotated as solute carrier family 35 member G1. The record is from RefSeq and is a predicted model, not a curated record. NCBI's taxonomy places the organism in Eukaryota, Metazoa, Arthropoda, Insecta, Hemiptera, Aphididae. Gene Ontology annotation, cellular component: membrane. The transcript has a single exon. The coding region runs from base 376 to 1395 and encodes 339 amino acids.